Molecule: messenger RNA, 1423 nt
Organism: Papaver somniferum (opium poppy)
Lineage: Eukaryota; Viridiplantae; Streptophyta; Magnoliopsida; Ranunculales; Papaveraceae
Product: probable E3 ubiquitin-protein ligase XERICO
Exons: 3
Coding region: 306-764 (152 amino acids)
Source: RefSeq, a predicted model, not a curated record
GAUUGUGUGAAAGAGUAAAGAAAGGAAGGAAACUAGAAAAAAGACUUUCAGUUAGUCAGUGACUUAUCAAUUCUUCUUCUUCUUUUGUGUCUGUCUAUAUCAACAACAUCAUCUAUUUAUCUUCAUAUCAGCACCAUGAAUGCCUAAUACAGAACCCCUUGAAUCUCUUGUUUAUUUGAUUGAGGACCAGACAUCAGUCCUUGCUCAGCUAGUUUAACCUGCAAACAUAAACCAUAUAUUAGAAGAAAGAAUCACUCCUUUCAUUUCAGAAAUCUCUCCAAUUCUAAAAUCAUAUAUCAUUAAAGAUGGGUCUUUCAAGCCUUCCAGCUCCAUCAGAAGGAGUACUUUGUGUAAUCCUUGUUAACACAGCUCUAUCAAUCUCAAUUUUCAAAGGCAUUAUUCGAUCAAUCCUUCACAUAGUUGGUAUUAAUACAUCAUCAUCGUCGUCGCAGUUCGAUUCCAUUGAAAAUCCAUCAGAACCAUUUGAUUUCUGUCUUACACCAUCAGGCACAUUUGUGGAAGAAUUCAGGAGCCGGACUCCAACAGUUCAAUUCGGUUCAGUUUGUAAGUCUAGACAGUAUGACCAUGAUUGCUUGGUAUGCCUUAACCAGUUUGAACCCGAAUCAGAAAUAAACCGCUUGUCUUGCGGUCAUGUUUAUCACAAGGUCUGUUUGGAGAAAUGGUUAGAUUACUGGAACAUCACUUGUCCUCUGUGCAGAACCCCGCUGAUGCCUCCAGAUGAGACUACUUCAUGCCUUUGGUAGAGUUCAUCAACAGAAUUUCGACUCAUUGGAUGGAGUGGUUUGUAACGUUACAAUGGAGUCUUUCCAGCCUUCAAGAAUGCAUGAAUAGAAGAAAGCUUCAAGUUUUGCUGCGAAAUUUGCUUUGCAGAUUGACUCUGUCAUCCUCAGGAACUUUGCAGCACAAAGCGCUGGUACAAGAUUAUGGGCACUGAGAUUGAUAGUAACUCCGUAGCAGAAUUUUGCACAGAGCUCGAAAGCUUCUUCACCACCAGGAAUAUCGUGGAGCUCAACUUCAGUUUCGUUAGAAUCGUCAGAACCUGAACAAAUUUGCCGCAGGAUACCACAUUUUGGUAGUAACUGAAUCUGCAGUAAAAUGAGUGUCAAAAAAUGGAUGCAAGUGAUUCAGAGGUAACUUAGAAGAUAAAAACUUUGAAACGAUCAUAGAUAACUGGUGAAACUUAGGUUUACCCCAGAAUUCUGAUUUUGGGAUUUGUAUAACUAGUUUAUAUGGUUUCAACAGCACAAUACCAGUAAGAUCCUAACUGCCAUGGUAGUAUUUCUUUGAGGUCUAUUGGAAAGCUGUCGAGCAUCCUCAUUUUAACAGUGGCAGUUCGAUUUUGUUUUGUUUUUUUCUGUUGUAUUUGGGUUAAAAUUCUGGCAGUCACUCUUAUCAUCAUUGA